Messenger RNA from Lymnaea stagnalis (great pond snail), 1085 nucleotides. NCBI's taxonomy places the organism in Eukaryota, Metazoa, Mollusca, Gastropoda, Lymnaeidae. The record is from the annotation of a GenBank genome assembly.
GGUGAUUUUGGAUACGUUUCACAUGAUGGUUUCGUCUACAUACAGGACAGGCUCAAGGAAUUAAUCAAAUACAAGGGAUCCCAAGUAUGAUCUUUCAGUUUAGUACAAAUCUAUAACAGUCAUAGAGCUGUACUGUAUACACGUAAAACGAUAUUAUUGAUUUGGUGAAUGAGCGAAAAUCAAAGUUAGAAAUAAUUAGGCUCAGUUCAUUGACAGAUAUUACUUCUAUGCGAUAAGGUUGUUUUUUUUUUCCAUUUCAGUUACACCAUUUAAAAGUAGGACAACAAAUGCUUCUAUCUGAUGCUACCAAAAUUGUUGCCCUCAAGACUUGAUCAAAUAGUUUUUAAAAUAUUUUUUUUUUCCUUUAUAAUAAAAAAUAAUUUAAUUACAUAUUUAAUUUAACAAAGACUCCUCAAAGUCACCUGGUUGGCCAAACCUAUUUCAAUAUCCAUCUAUAAUUUUAUGAUUGGGUCGUUAAUUUCGAAAUAGUUGUCAAAGUUGUAAAUGUUUUUGUUUUGUUUUUGUAAACCAGGUGGCCCCAGCAGAACUGGAGGCUUUACUUCUUGGACACCCUGGCGUUCAGGAUGUUGCUGUCAUUGGAGUACCUGAUGAAAGUUCCGGAGAACUGCCAAAAGCUUUCGUAGUUAAGAAACCUGGGUCAAAGGUCACUGAACAGGAGAUCAUUAAAUUUGUUGAAGGUGAAGUCCUUAACUCUAAUAUAACUUCAGAGCUUUAAGAACAAAAAUUAGAGGAAUUUUUAAAAUAUCAAUAACUUUUUUAUCAAUGAUUCGGAAAUCUUUUAAUUUUAAUUUUUUUAGUUCUUUUGUUGUAAAUUAUGUUAGAUGUAUAGUAGAUCUUCAGUCUAAUUACCUACCCGGAGGUGGAGCUGAUACUGUCUUUAAGACAUGAUAAAACUUUAUUUAUAUUUGUUGAAUGAGAUUAUAAACAUAUUUAAACAUCUUGAAUUUCCAGAAAGAGUUUCCCCCAUUAAAAGGCUGCGUGGUGGGGUUCAGAUUGUGGAUGAGAUUCCCAAAACUCCAAGUGGCAAGAUCUUGAGAAGAGACUUGAAAGCCAAGUAUUGGUGA